Molecule: messenger RNA, 733 nt
Organism: Camelina sativa (false flax)
Lineage: Eukaryota; Viridiplantae; Streptophyta; Magnoliopsida; Brassicales; Brassicaceae
Source: RefSeq, a predicted model, not a curated record
AUGAAUCCAAACCAACUUGUUGUCUCCAUUUUUUACUAUUUUUCUUUCUAUCNGGAAAGGCGUGCAUUAUUAUUUUGCCAAGAAGACAGAGCAAUACUAUGCAGAGAAUGUGACAUUCCGAUACAUCAAGCUAACGAGCACACUAAGAAACACAAUAGAUUCCUCCUUACCGGCGUCAAGAUCUCUGCCUCCCCGUCAGCCUACCCAAGAUCAUCCAAUUCCAACUCCCCUGCUACAUUGGGUCGAGCCAAAACCCGACCUAAAUCAGUAUCGAGUGAGGUCCCGAGCUCAGCCUCCAAUGAGGUAUUUAUGAGCUCUCCUUCGACGACCACGAGCAAUGGCUACUAUGGUAUAGAGGAAAAUUAUCAUCAAGUGAGCGAUUCGGGGUCUGGAUCGGGUUGUACGGGUACUGGUAGUAUAUCGGAGUAUUUGAUGGAGACAUUACCAGGUUGGAGAGUGGAGGAUUUGCUUGAACAUCCUUCUUGUGUCUCCUAUGAGGAUAACAUUAUUACUAAUAACAAUGAGUCCUAUAGUGUUUAUGAUGGUUCUUCACAAUACCAGCAUGAAGGAUUUUGGGAGCAAAAACCCUUUUCUUGAUUUUUUUUUUUGUUGAAUUAUAGUUUUUCUCUUUGAAGUUGGUGUUUGUAAUCAUGAAUCCAAACCAACUUGUUGUCUCCAUUUUUUACUAUUUUUCUUUCUAUCUUUAUAUUAAUAAGAAACUGUUUUCUUGUUU